UGAACUAUUCAGACAGUGUCAAGGUAGACAACGUUACUACUCUCUAAAUUUUGACUGCAGCAGACUUCUGGGUGGCUACUUAGAUACUCCCUUUUGUGGGCUGGCUACAGGGUGCUGGUUCUUUAUGAUAUAAGAGAUCUCUCAGAAGGAUUCAUCACUGAAUAAAAUGUCAACGUUCAGCACUCAAAAAUCAUCUAAUCAAACCGAUAUCAGAAAUCCUUCUGUUGCAGUUAAAAGUAGACAACAGGUUAUUCAAGAUAACAACAAGCGAAGGACUUUGUUGCAAGAUAACAGCUGGAUAAAGAAGAGAUUUGAGGAGGAAAACACCGAUGAAAAUUAUGGGAGGGCUGUCCUAAACCAAUACAAAUCCCAAGACGGCUUACACAGGAAUGUGAAUGAAAAAGAAGAUCAGAAAGUUUACCUUGGCCGAUACAGAUCUGAUACUUCUUUAGACAAAAUUUCAGAUAGAAGUGAUGUUGAGAAAGCAAAUAAAUCCCCAGUCUUGGAUAAGAAGCCAACUAAUAGGCAGUCCUGGGCUCCUACCACAUCAGUCACUACCACUGAUACCACUAGUACCUCUCCUGUGAAGAAAAAAAGGCAAUCUUGGAUGCCACCCCCUGUCUCAGGUUAUAAGGUAUCUACAGACUCUGUGGAAACUAAAAGGCAGGAUCAGACCCUACCAAAUACGGCUACCACAAGAACUACUGAUACUAAACGGACUAUCAGUUCAUCAGAACAAAUUACAUCUCAAAGGUCAACAACUUCUGUGGAAGAGCAAACUACUACAAGAACAGAGUCUGUUACAAAGGUGUUGAAGUGGCCAUGGACAGUUGAUCAAUACUCAGGAAGGGAGGUAUCUCCAGUAUCUCCAGCUGAUACUGAAAGAAGAAGCACAACUGAGAGAACUACAAGAGGAAAAGACCUUGAUGAUCUCAAUGCAGUAAACAGUGCUGCACAGAAAGAUAAGAGAGGUCAAGACCUUGUUGAUGUCAUUGAAGUAAAGAAAUCUGUGGACCAAAAUAAAAAAGGGACAACUGAGCAAGUCUCUGUUUUUGCUAUGGUUCCAACUAACCAAUCUGGCACCAACUACCUUGAUGACACAAAAAAAGGAUCCAGCUGUAAUACUUCAACUACUUAUUCAAGUCCAAAGAACACAGUUGUGUACACAAGGACAUAUGAGAAGAAUAGCAAAUCCACAAAUGAUGCACAGGAAGAAAAUGUCACAGGAAAGUCUAUCAAAACUGUUUACUCCACAUCUGAUCGGACUAUAAUUGAAAAAGAUAUGUGUACAUACUGUCGGAAGCCCCUGGGCAUAGGUGCCAAAAUGAUCUUGGAUGCCUUGCAGAUUUGCUGCCACUCAACUUGUUUCAAGUGUGAAGUGUGUAAAAGACCUCUGGAAGAUCUGAAAGCAGGAGACAGCAUAUGGAUUUACAGAAAAGCUGUGCAUUGUGUACCUUGCUAUGCUAAAGCUAAAGAAAAAUGGAUAUAUUAAUUUCGACAUACAGAAAUCACAAAAAAGAAGAGUCAUUAGUAUUUUAAGUGCAUUUCUUAUUACUUAAAAGAAGUACAUGUAUGUUUAAUUUUUAUUGUUAGGAUUGAAAUAUUCUAAAAUAAGUAAUAUCCUACUAAAUUGUCAUUACAGAGACAUAUUCCAUGAGAAUUAAGAUGACUUUACAUGCACAUUCUAGAAAGCAAGCCAAUGUAUUCUUGAUUCUGUCCAUCAUGAGUAAAAUAGCUCUUUCUCCAUGUGAUUUAGCUGCUUAUAUAAUUUAAAUGCCUUUUACAGGUGGAUAUAAAUCUACUCAUAAGUUUUGAAGGACCUGUUUUCUGCAUGUUGAAAAUAUGCAUUCUAAAAUACAAAGAGCAGUUUUUUGAUUACACUUCGCUCUUAAAUCUUGUAACUUUGGUAUGGCGUUUUUGUAAAAACCUAGAGUGUUAUAGUUGUCCAGUACAAUCAUAAAAUAUAUACUAUGCAUGACAUAAGAACAUUCUGUUUAGUCUUUCUUACUUCAGUAAGCUGGUUGUCUAAACACCUUGAGACUGCCAGAUAUAAACAGUAUAAAAAGCAUUUUUGUUAGCGUAUAAAUAGAUUAAAAUAAAGAAAUAAAACAGUU
Messenger RNA from Alligator mississippiensis (American alligator), 2114 nucleotides. RefSeq names its product sciellin (gene SCEL). Bases 167 to 1492 code for a protein of 441 amino acids. The record is from RefSeq and is a predicted model, not a curated record. Gene Ontology annotation, cellular component: cytoplasm. The transcript has 20 exons. Gene Ontology annotation, biological process: epidermis development. NCBI's taxonomy places the organism in Eukaryota, Metazoa, Chordata, Crocodylia, Alligatoridae.